Messenger RNA from Heteronotia binoei (common prickly gecko), 1470 nucleotides. RefSeq names its product solute carrier family 2, facilitated glucose transporter member 5-like. The transcript is spliced from 12 exons. Gene Ontology annotation, molecular function: hexose transmembrane transporter activity. Gene Ontology annotation, cellular component: membrane. Bases 1 to 1470 code for a protein of 489 amino acids. Gene Ontology annotation, biological process: monosaccharide transmembrane transport. The record is from RefSeq and is a predicted model, not a curated record. NCBI's taxonomy places the organism in Eukaryota, Metazoa, Chordata, Lepidosauria, Squamata, Gekkonidae.
AUGGCAGACAGCGUACCCAAGAAACCGGAGCUGACGAAGGUGCUCACGCAGGUCACGCUGGUCUCAGCCUUUGGCUCUUCUUUCCAAUAUGGCUACAAUCUCGUUGUGCUCAACUUCCCAGCUCAGUGGAUGCAAGAAUUCUACAACCAGACCUAUCACAAGAGGAAUAACAUCAACAUGGACGCAGGCCUCCUCAGGUUCCUGUGGGGUCUCACGAUUACGUUCUUCCCAAUCGGAGGCCUGGUUGGGACCCUUAUGGCUCGGCCCCUGGCGGAUCAUUGUGGCAGGAAAUACAUCUUGGUGGUAAAUAACCUUUUCCCCAUAGUCGCUGCUGUCGUCUGUUCUUGCUCCAAAGUGGUGCAUUGCUACGAACUGAUCAUCUUUGCACGCUUGGUCAUUGGAAUAUGCGCAGGUAUAGCCUGCAGUGUUGUCCCCUUGUACCUCGGAGAGGUGUCCCCGCACAACCUGAGAGGAGCCGUAAUCGUGGUGUCUCAUUUCUUCCUCACUUUUGGCAUCUUGGUUGCUCAGGCCCUCAGUCUCCAUGUUGUCCUCGGAACCAGGCAAGGUUGGCCGGUGCUGCUGUUCCUCACCAGUAUCCCUGCAUUAUUUCAGAUCUUUCUGCUGCCCUGGUUCCCUGAGAGUCCCAGGUAUCUACUGAUACAGAAAGGAGAUGAAGCGGAAGCAAGGAAAGCCUUGCAGCUGCUGAGAGAGUGGGACGAAGUGGAGGAUGAGAUGGAAGAGCUGAGAAUGGAGGACAAAUUUGAGAACCAGGAGAAACGGAUGUCCUUGAGCAAGCUCAUACUUUGCCGAAGCCAGCAGUGGCAACUUCUGUCCAUUGUAGUCAUGACGCUUAGCCAACACCUCUCUGAUCUCAACGCAAUACACUGGUAUGCUGAGGUAAUCUACCUGUCUACAGGCGUACAAGAGGACUACGUCAGGUACAUCACUGUGAUGAUAAGUGCAACCGUCAUCUUCAUCACCAUCAUAACGAUUUUUGUCGUUGAUUCUUCAGGGCGAAGGCUGCUGCUUCUCACCGGCUUUGGGAUCUGCAGCGUCUGCUGCGUUCUGUUAGCCAUGGCCCUUGAACUUCAGAGCACCAUUCCUUGGAUGUCCUACUUCAGCACAGCUUUUGUCAUUCUCUAUGUGAUUGGACACUCCAUCGGGCCUAGUCCCGUCCCCAGAGUGAUGAUUGCAGAGAUGUUCUUGCAGUCGUCCCGAGCCUCUUCCUUCAUGGUUGGCGAAAUCGUGCAUUGGGUCACCCACUUCCUUUUGGACAUGAUGUUUAUUCAUAUGAAGGUUGGUCUCACGCCCUACAGCUUUCUUGUCUUCUUCUUCAUCUGCUUGUUCGCCUAUGUUUACAUCUACGUGAUGGUCCCAGAAACCAAGAAAAAGAGCUUUGUGGAGAUCCGGAAGCUUCUGGAGGAUCACAUGGCUCAGAGGAGCUUGAAGGUUAUACGAGCCGGGCAGUAG